AUGUCACAGCGCUGCAGACCACUGCGAUUAGCCGUGUCAACAUCGCGCUCGGCCAUCCGUUCAUACGCAUCCCAGACAACCUCGGCGAACCGCAAGUUGAAUGUGCCCAUUGAUUUCGGCAAGACUCCCCUUCUGCAUCACUCCGCAACGACCUUUCCACACACGCCUGGUCUACCACAGGGCGGCUCUUCGACGCGGUUGAACCUCUGUCAAGCAGUCAACGAGGGGCUGAGAAGUGCGUUGAGAGAAGACCACAAAGUUCUCUGCUUUGGCGAGGAUGUCGCAUUCGGCGGUGUCUUUCGCUGUACGGUGAACCUGCAGUCGGAGUUUGGGCCGGACAGAGUCUUCAACACCCCCAUAACGGAGCAGGGCAUUGUGGGCGCUGCGGUCGGCAUGGCCGCCGAGGGUGCAAAGCCGGUGGUCGAGAUCCAGUUUGCCGACUAUGUUUUUCCAGCCUUUGACCAGAUCGUGAAUGAAGCUUCAAAGUUUCGGUAUCGGGAGGGUUCGACGGGUGCCAACCUGGCUGGGAUGGUGAUCAGGAUGCCCUGUGGUGGAGUGGGACAUGGUGCCUUAUAUCAUACUCAAUCUCCCGAGUCACUUUUUUGCCAUGUGCCAGGCUUCAAAGUCGUCGUCCCGCGGUCACCUUCACAGGCGAAAGGGCUUCUCCUCUCUGCCAUCUUCGAGUCCAAAGAUCCUGUGAUUUUCAUGGAACCAAAGAUCCUCUACCGUGCCGCUGUCGAGGAAGUGCCCAACGGAUUCUACACCCUUCCGCUAUGUCAAGCCGAAGUCGUCAAACCCGGCGCCGACCUGACCAUCAUCUCGUACGGUCGACCUCUGUACAAUUGUGUAGCGGCCAUCGAGGCAGCCGAGAAAGCCUCCCCGGGUAUCAGUGUUGAGCUGAUCGAUCUACGGACGGUGUACCCUUGGGACAGGAAGACCAUUCUAGACAGUGUGGCGAAGACGGGACGCGCCAUUGUCGUACACGAGAGUAUGGUGAACUACGGCGUCGGGUCGGAAAUUGCCGCGACCAUUCAAGAGCAGGCGCUCUUGUCUCUCCAGGCGCCGGUGAAGCGACUUGGUGGUUGGACUACGCAUACAGGGUUGGCGUGGGAGAAGUUCAUCUUCCCUGAUGUCACGAGGAUAUACGAUGCUAUUCUGGAAACUUUAGAGUACUGA
Molecule: messenger RNA, 1176 nt
Organism: Cladophialophora psammophila CBS 110553
Lineage: Eukaryota; Fungi; Ascomycota; Eurotiomycetes; Chaetothyriales; Herpotrichiellaceae
Product: 2-oxoisovalerate dehydrogenase E1 component, beta subunit
Exons: 3
Coding region: 1-1176 (391 amino acids)
Biological process (GO): response to nutrient; branched-chain amino acid catabolic process
Molecular function (GO): catalytic activity
Source: RefSeq, a predicted model, not a curated record